Messenger RNA from Myxozyma melibiosi, 2127 nucleotides. RefSeq lists its product as uncharacterized. The transcript is spliced from 3 exons. Bases 1 to 2127 code for a protein of 708 amino acids. The record is from RefSeq and is a predicted model, not a curated record. Gene Ontology annotation, cellular component: cytoplasm. Lineage: Eukaryota; Fungi; Ascomycota; Lipomycetes; Lipomycetales; Lipomycetaceae. Gene Ontology annotation, biological process: aspartyl-tRNA aminoacylation. Gene Ontology annotation, molecular function: aspartate-tRNA ligase activity; ATP binding.
AUGAGAACAGUGUCUGCUGCAGCAAUCGCCGCGCGCGGGAUACGCAGCUACGGCAGGAUAGCGCAGACGCGGAGGAAGAUUGGUGGUGGUGGCGGGUGGGGUAUGGUGGUGGUGAGGGAGUAUGCUUCUUCUUCGUCUGGAAGGAAGACGGAGGGCGGUGAGGAGAGUGGACGAACGCCGUCGGCGUACGAGACGCGGUUGAGUCCGAGCUUGAUGCAGAGAUUUUUGUUCAAGAAAGCGACGCAUUCGAUCGCAGAGCUGUACAGAGACGCCACGAUCGCUGCAUCUGUCGCCUCCUCCUCAUCCAGCGAACCACCGAAGGUCGUGCUGCAUGGAUGGAUUGAUGGCGCGCCGCGGAAGAUGUCGAAGAAGCUUACGUUUGCGAGGUUGCGCGGCGUGCAGUUUGAUGUUGACGCGGACGAGCAGAAUACGAUACAGCUUGUGCAGUUCCGGAGCGGGAAGGAGGAGGUUGAGCGUGAUGGAGAAGUGCUGGCGCGGAUGAAGCAGGAAACUCCGGUGUGCGUUGAAGGCACGGUGUCGCAGCACCAAGGCACGAACAGAUACGAAGUCAAGAUCAUCUCGAUCACGGCGCUGAACCACCCUCACGACCUCGCCUCGCAAGUGCGCGAGGCUAAAGAAUGGGACCCGAAAGAUCGGUAUCUGCAACUCCGCACGCCGCAGCUGCAGCGCGCGCUCGCAAUCAGGAGUAAAGCGGCAAAGAUCGUGCGCGACCAAUUCAUUUCCCUCGACGGCUUCACGGAGGUCGAGACCCCGCUUCUCUUCCGCUCGACGCCCGAGGGCGCGCGCGAGUUCCUCGUGCCGUCGCGUGCAAACGAGAGGAAAUUCUACGCGCUGCCGCAGAGUCCGCAGCAGUACAAACAGCUGCUGAUGGCGGGCGGCGUGCACCGGUACUUUCAGAUUGCAAAGUGUUUCCGCGACGAGGAUCUGCGGGCGGACAGGCAGCCUGAGUUUACGCAGGUCGAUCUCGAGAUGGGGUUUGCGGGCGCCGAGGACGUGAUUGAUGUGGUUGAGAGGUGUGUGGCGAGGUUGUGGGGGGAGGUGAGGGGGGCGGAGUUGCAGGUGCCGUUUCCGAGGAUGACGUAUCUUGAGGCGAUGACGAGGUAUGGAAUCGAUAAACCCGACGUUCGCGGGGGUAUGGAGAUCAUCGAUCUCAGCGAAUUCGCAACCGCAACGGUCCACAAAGACUACCCAGUCUUUGAGAUCCUAAUCUACAGACCCCUUCCGACCUCCUCCCCGCUUCCGGACCCAUCACCACCCCCCAUCUAUCCAACCCUUCGCACACCCUAUGUUUUCCAACUCGACUCACCAGCCUCGGUAACCACCUGGCUCAUGCAAUGCCAGCAGAAGUUCAACCUCGAGCUCACCUCCGGCGAUCUGACAACCACCGCGCGCGCGAUCGCGGAAAAAUACGACCUCCGCGCUGGCGACGUGGUGUACGCGUGCACGCGACAAUCGAUGCCGUUCGAGAACCCUACACCCCUGGGCCGUGAGCGGCUUCAGAUUCUGCGGGAGACAGGCGUGCUCGACAACGAGAGCUUUGCGCCGCUGUGGGUGGUCGAGUUCCCGCUGUUUACGCCGCUCGAAAAGGCAGAGGUCGUGGACGGGCAUAUCGAGUUUGAUUACGACAGCCUGACGGCCACGCACCACCCGUUCACGAUGCCGGCGCUGGAUUCGCUUCCGCAAGUGAUGAGCGCGAUAGAGAGUGGCGAGCAAGUUGAUCCGCGCACGGUGCUGGGGCAACACUACGACCUCGUGCUGAACGGCGUCGAAGUCGGCGGCGGCUCGACGCGUAUCCACGACUCGCUUCUGCAACGGCUGAUCAUGGCGCACAUCCUGCGCAUCCCGCACGUCGAGCCGGACCCGCACGCGGCCCAGCCGCGGAACCCGUUCACGCAUCUCCUAACCGCGCUGAGCAUGGGGUGUCCGCCGCACGCGGGGCUGGCGCUGGGGUUUGAUCGGGUGUGUGCGAUGUUGGCGGGGAGUGAGUCGAUUAGGGACGUGAUUGCGUUUCCGAAGACGCAUACCGGUGCGGAUCCGUUGGUUGGAAGUCCGAGCGAGGUCACGGACGCGGCGCUGGAUGUGUAUCAUUUGCGGCGGAAGAGGUAG